Molecule: messenger RNA, 1735 nt
Organism: Pseudomyrmex gracilis
Lineage: Eukaryota; Metazoa; Arthropoda; Insecta; Hymenoptera; Formicidae
Gene: Usp14
Product: ubiquitin carboxyl-terminal hydrolase 14
Exons: 6
Coding region: 182-1681 (499 amino acids)
Biological process (GO): proteasome-mediated ubiquitin-dependent protein catabolic process; regulation of proteasomal protein catabolic process; protein deubiquitination
Molecular function (GO): protein binding; cysteine-type deubiquitinase activity; proteasome binding
Source: RefSeq, a predicted model, not a curated record
AGAUUAUCUUAAUCAGCUGGCUAUAUAUCCAUCUAUGUAGCACGCAUGACAAAGUUUCGUACAGAGAGAACCUGACGUAGCACUUUAUAAUUACUUACAGGUAAUAUUGUUCAAAAGCUUUCUUAACUGGAUAUUUUAUAAGCGCAACGUAUUAUUGAAGCCGUAGAUUGCAAGAAUAAAUAUGUCUCAGUAUACAGUUAAAGUUAAAUGGGGUAAAGAACUCUUUUCAAAUGUUGAAGUCAAUACAGAAGAGGAACCAAUACUAUUUAAAGCACAGCUUUUUGCUCUUACUGGGGUCCAACCAGAAAGGCAAAAAGUUAUGGUCAAGGGAAUGACACUUAAGGAUGAUGAUUGGGGCAAUGUAAAACUUAAAGAUGGUGUUACAGUACUUAUGAUGGGUUCUAAAGAAGAGGAUGUGCCUGUAGAACCGAUAGAAAAGCCAUUAUUUAUGGAAGACAUGAAUGAGGCUGAAUUGGCAACAGCUUUAGAUCUUCCAGCUGGAUUACAUAACCUUGGGAAUACAUGCUAUUUAAAUGCAACAGUACAAUGUUUGAAAACUGUACCAGAGUUACGAGAAGCUUUGAAAGUUUUUCAAGGUGGUUGGUUAGAAUCUACAUCUCCUGAUCAUUCAUUCAUACCCGCUCAAAGUAUAACAGCGGCAUUAAGGGACUUGUAUGACAAUAUGGACAAAGGAACAUCAAAAGCGCCCCUUGUUUUAGUACAAAUGCUACAUCUUGCAUUCCCUAGAUUUGCUGAAAAGACUGAACAAGGUGUUUUUCAACAACAAGAUGCGAAUGAAUGUUGGACGGAGUUGAUCAGAAUGCUACAACAAAAAUUACCUCCGAAGGACAACCCUUACGCGUUAGAAGAUGACAGCUUUAAACCACGAUCAUUUAUCGAACAAUAUUUUGGAGGCAUGUAUGAAGUUCAGUUAAAAUGCGACGAUACCGAUGAACCAGCCACUUUUGCAAAAGAAGAAUUUUUACAACUAAGUUGUUUCAUUUCGCAAGAUGUGAAAUAUCUUUAUUACGGGCUUAUGAGCAAAAUGCAAGAGCAGAUUGUAAAAAUGUCACCAAAGCUUGGAGAAAACGCUGUUUAUUCAAAAACGGUGAAAAUAACCAGGUUACCUGCAUAUUUAACCAUACAGUUUGUGCGAUUUUAUUAUAAGGAGAAAGAGGCAAUUAAUGCAAAAAUCUUGAAAGAUGUGAAGUUUACCUUAGAUUUUGAUGCUUACGAGUUAUGCUCAUCCGAACUUCAAAGUAAACUCACACCAAUGCGUGAAAGAUUUAAACAAUACGAAGAUAGUCUGGUAGAAGAAUCUUGUAAUGCAAAGACUAAAGAUAAAGAAAUUACAAAGAAAAAGAAACAGGAACCGUAUUGGUUUAAACAUGAUCUCGGAUCGAAUAACAGCGGUUAUUAUAAAUUGCAAGCAGUUCUGACGCACAGAGGCCGCUCCAGCAGCAGCGGUCACUAUGUAGCUUGGAUUAGGCAAAAGAACGACACGUGGAUGAAGUGCGACGAUGAUGUCGUUACGGCCGUAACGAGCGAGGAAAUUUUAAAACUCAGUGGCGGAGGCGAUUGGCAUUGCGCGUACGUUCUUUUAUACGGUCCUAGAAUCUUGGAAGUGGACGAUACUGAAAACGAUUCCAAUGAUACAAACACUGCCGAGGCCCAGUCUUAACUGUUACAAAAUUACUGUAAAAAAAUACGAUUUAUAUAUAUAUAUAUUACAAUA